AUGAACAAGAAGCAACUAUAUCUAGCUCAUUCUGUGGAUGAGUUAAAAAAGCUUUCGAAAAUAAAUAUCAGAUCAACUGUACCUUCUGUCUUACAACGUGAAAUGUCUUUAUUAAAAUGUCAGGCUAAUGAAGUUUGGGAGCAUGAUGAAGAGCGUGCCUAUGUAUUAUUUAUGAAGUAUUUUGAAUAUUAUGACAAGUUAAAACAUUUAACAGGCAGUAAAUGCUCUGCGUUGCUGAAAAAUGAAUUAUUGUCCUCCAUUGAACGUGCUGAAAUCUUACGUGAUAGUCUCAAAGCUAGAUAUGAAGAUUUAAGUCGUCAGACUUUACCCGACGUAAAAAAGACCAUUGAACCUCAACAAAAUCACAAACCAGAUAAACCACAAAGUGUGGUCAGUUCAUCUUGGAUACAGACAAAUGAAUUAGCAGGAUUUAUUAAAAAGCAACAUAAGUUUUUGCUUAUUGAUGUUCGUUCAAAAAUCGAGUUUGAACAAUGUCAAAUUGCAUUUGAUAAUACCAUCAACUUGCCCUAUGAUUUUAUAAAACGUGGGACUACAGUAAAUAAUAUCUCUGAUUAUUUGCAAAAGAAUGAUUUCUUUAAAAAACUUUGGGAUAGUCGGUCCAAAUUCGAUGAUAUAAUACUAUUGGAUGAGAAUGGAUUCGAUUCAGACCAAUCAGUUUUAAAUAAAAACCAUCCUUUGCAAAUUCUUAAGGAUGCUAUGUUAAAGUGGGAUGCAGAGCAAGUUUUAACUGCUGAACCUAGGAUACUUUUUAAGGGAAUGAAAGAUUUUCGAAUGCGUUAUCCUCCACUUCUCAUUCAAACAACCAUAUCAUCUAAUCAAAAAGACUCCAGACAAAUAAACUCUCAAUUAGAAGCUCCUAAAUUCCAAUAUCCAGACUUAAAUAUCCGUGAAGAACAAUUACCUACUGUUAAUUUGGCUGAUUUGUUAGCUUCUCAAAGUAAUGAUCCUACAUUAUCCUUUAAAACUUUUCAAAAUGGACGUACUGGGAUAAAUAAUGGAAAUAAUUCUGUAUUUAAACGUCCACUAGCACCUAAACCAUCCACAUUCAACAAUCGUGUUCAGUAUACUCCUAAAAUGAUGUCCAGCCAGUCUCCAGAAAUAUCCCUUAACAACAUUAGACAAACCAACUCUCCAGUUGAUCACCGAUUAGGUGUUAUAUCAUCAGGUUUAUCGAAUUUAUCGAUGGGAAAUUCUGAUUUAUAUUCAACGAAUAUCCCUUCAAAUCUCACUCUCCCAUAUGGUUCAAUAAAAUGUGAUGAAGAUAUAAAAGAUAAUGUUUGGAAACUAUCUGAUGAUAAUUUGGAUGAAGAACCUCUUGCCUACUGUGACUACCAUGACAAACUACAUCCUGAUAGCACGUUGUUGAAUAAAUUGUCCGGGCAAAUUAUAGAAAAUACAGUCAAUAGACCAAAUGGUCCUUAUGCAAAUCCAUGGAAAGCAUCUUUAUCUUUGUCACCUAGUAGUGUUUCACUUCAAUCUGUACCAAGUAUUCCCCCAUCUGAAACUAAACCAACAAAUGUUUUACAUUCUCAUUCAUCCCUAACAUCAUUUAAUCAGUCAGAUGUUCUAAAUAAUCAAGCUAUUCACCAAACACGUACUAAUGGGUUACGUAAUCUAGGGAAUACAUGUUAUAUAAAUUCUGUUGUACAAAGUUUGUCUCAUACUAGAGCAUUAGUUCAUUACUUUCUGGAUGGUUUUCAUGAACGUCAAGCUGUCGUGUCAAAUCGUCUAGGUUAUGGUGGUGAAAUUGUCAAGCAUUUUGAAAUGUUACUCUCAGCGUUGUAUAACCAACCUAAUCAGGAUGGUGAAUUAUAUAAAUUUAGGUCGGCUGUUGCAAAACAUCAAUCUAAAUUUUCUAGUAAUGAUCAACAAGAUAGUUUAGAAUUUCUACUCUUUUUAUUGGACGGUCUGCAUGAAGAUCUUAAUGAAGCUCGUUCAGAAAAAAACAAUAGUGUAACAAAGCUUAGACAGAAUGAAUCAACGGUUGAAUAUACUUCUAGUCAUGAACAAGCAGAAGCUGCAUGGAUUCAACAUAAAGAUCUCAAUAAUUCAAUUAUAGUCUCUUCAUUUCAAGGACUUCUUCGUUCUACUGUAAAAUGUAAUAGUUGUCAUGUAACUUCUACAACAUUUGAUGUUUUCAUGGUAUUAUCCUUGCCUAUUGAACAAAAUAAUAAAUGUCAAUUAACAGAUUGUCUCAAAUUAUUUCUUGAAAAAGAAGAAAUGGUUGGUCAGUGUCGUUGGCAUUGUCCAACAUGUAAUACAAGACGUGAUGCUUCCAAGUGGAUAGAAUUAUGGAAAUUACCGACAUAUUUAAUUAUACAUUUAAAAAGAUUUCGAUAUGAAUAUGGUAAUUGGAGAAAACAAACAACUAAUGUAGAUUUUCCUAUUGAAUGUUUAGAUAUGAGUUCGUUUAUUGUUGGCCCAAAAUUGCAUUCCAGUGAAUACGCUUUAUAUUCUGUUUUGAAUCAUCGUGGUACAAUGGAAAGCGGUCAUUAUACAACAUUUUGUCGUAACAUCCGUGACGGUCGGUGGUAUGAAUAUGAUGAUGAAAAUGUAUCUUUAUUAGAUAAAAAUGAAAUACAAAAUGAUAAUGCUUACAUAUUGUUCUAUGAAUUACUACCUCGUGUUGGUGUAUUUUUCGAAAAUACACAUAGUAUGCUCCGAUGA
Molecule: messenger RNA, 2688 nt
Organism: Schistosoma spindalis
Lineage: Eukaryota; Metazoa; Platyhelminthes; Trematoda; Strigeidida; Schistosomatidae
Source: the annotation of a GenBank genome assembly